AUGGUUGCUCCGGCAACGCCAACGUAUCUGAAGUGGUCCAAGGUCCCCAUCACAUUCGACCAGUCCGACCAUCCCCCGCUUGUUGCCACCCCAGGGAGGCAAGCGUUGGUGGUCGACCCAGUCGUUGGGGGCACCCGACUGACUAAAGUCUUGAUGGAUGGAGGCAGUGGUCUGAAUAUUCUGUACGCUGAGACCCUCCGAGGGAUGGCCAUUCCGAUGUCCAAGCUCAGUGAAAGCAACAUGCGAUUCCAUGGAGUCAUCCCUGGGAAGAAAGCCAAUUCACUUGGACAGAUUACACUUGACGUGGUUUUCGGCAGAACCGCAUAUGCUCGUUUCAUGGCUCGACCAUGUUACGUGUACCUCAAGCUGAAGAUGCCUGGCCCUAGGGGCGUGAUCACAGUCACUGGCAAUCGGCAGGGAGCUGAAGAGUUCUUCCAGAAGGGCUCAAAGAUAGCUGAUGAGCAAAUGGCAGCAGUUGAAAUGGUAGAAUAUCAGAAGAAUGCAGAUCCGAGUGACUUGUUGAGAGCAAAGAAGCCUGCUUCAGAUUCAGCAUUUCAGUUGUCCGGUGAGACAAAGUCAGUUCAUAUUCACCCGACCGACCCCAAUGCAGCUCCGACUCAUAUCUCGUCAACACUCGACGGCAAAUAG
Messenger RNA from Aegilops tauschii subsp. strangulata, 648 nucleotides. RefSeq lists its product as uncharacterized. NCBI's taxonomy places the organism in Eukaryota, Viridiplantae, Streptophyta, Magnoliopsida, Poales, Poaceae. The record is from RefSeq and is a predicted model, not a curated record.